Messenger RNA from Adineta ricciae, 1071 nucleotides. Lineage: Eukaryota; Metazoa; Rotifera; Eurotatoria; Adinetida; Adinetidae. The record is from the annotation of a GenBank genome assembly.
AUGAACAGGAUUCACGAAGAAACAUCAUUACACGCUAAAGGAUGGUACCGACUGGGUCAGUUACUCAUUAAGUUGGCACAGCUUGACAAAGCAGAAGAACUAUAUAGAAGUCUACUAGAACAAACUACUGAUCUAGAUGAAAAAUCAUUUUUAUUGCAGCACCUUGGAAUGAUUAACCGUUCGCAAGGAAACUAUGCAAAAGCUCUUGAUUAUCAUAGAAAGGCGCUAGAUACUCGAGAAAAAGAACUUCCAGCAAACCAUCCUGACAUAGCUACUUGGUGCAACAACAUCGGGAGUGUAUAUGAUUAUAUGAAUGACUACUCUCAAGCGCUCAUCUAUUAUGAGCAAGCACAUGAAAUCUACAGAAAAGUUUUUCCUACAGAUCAUCCGAAUUUGGCUACUUCUUAUAACAAUAUCGGUCUUAUAUAUAAAAAGAUGGAUAAGUUCUCCGACGCACUUACAUAUUAUGAAAGAUCAGUUCAAAUCAAACUGAAAACGCUUCCAAAAAAUCAUCCGGAUUUGGCUGCUUCUUAUAACAAUAUCGGUAGUGUAUAUGACAGUAAGGACGAAUACUCCAAGGCACUUGAAUAUUAUGAAAAAGCACUUGAGAUUUUUCAAGAAACUCUUCCUGCAAAACAUCCUCAACUGGCUGCUUCUUAUUACGGCAUCGCUAGUGUUUAUGACAGCAACGGCGAGUACUGCAAAGCAAUUGAAUAUUAUGAAAAAGCACUAAAGAUCUUUGGAAAAAUUCCUCCUAGGAAUCAUGCCUUUUUGGCUGCUUUUUACAAUAACAUCGGUUAUGCUUAUCACAAAUUAAGAAUUUAUUCUAGAGCACUUGAUUAUUAUGAAAAGGAUCUUGAAAUCGCGAAAAAAACACUUUCUACAACUGAUCUUGAUUUAUCCACCGCCUACUACAAUAUUGGGCAAUUUUAUACGGAUAUGGAUGAGUAUGAAAAGGCGCUGGAAUAUUAUGAACAUGCUUUAGAUAUCAAACAACGUUCAUUAUCUCUUGUCGACCCAAGUAUCGAAGCUUUGAAAGAAAGCAUUGAAUUUCUAAGAAAGAAAUUAUAG